Molecule: messenger RNA, 213 nt
Organism: Triticum turgidum subsp. durum (durum wheat)
Lineage: Eukaryota; Viridiplantae; Streptophyta; Magnoliopsida; Poales; Poaceae
Source: the annotation of a GenBank genome assembly
AUGUCCACCAUCCUAACUCUCGCCCCGUUUGAGAUCAGCCCCACCAACCUGGCCCUGUGCUUCCUCUACGGCUGCAACGGGACGGAGCCGCGUGGGCCUGACUACGUGAACGCCAUAGGCGUGCCCAGCUGCAAUUGGCCCAUCUCCGUGUACCUCGGCGGCAGCUACUACCGGAACAUGCCGCCCGCAAUACCCACCGGAAACUGCAUGUAG